CGGAACACAAUCUCUCCCCGUUCUCGUGACAGCUAGGCUGCCGCGGAAGCGAGAGUCACAGUUCUUUGCAAAGUUAAUUCAUGUGAAAAAUAAACUAAUGCACAUUUUGCCUUUGGGAAAAACACACUAAAGUUAAACAGGUUGAUAAAAAAGAAAGAAAAGCCAUGAGAGGAUAUCUGAAGACGUUAGGAUGGCUAUUUAAACUCCAGAGCAAAACUACAACAGUAGGGAAGCACAAGGACUCUGAUCUCUGUCUUCAGAAUGGAGGCGUUGAGGACCAGCAUGCCGUGAUCGAGCUCAACGAGCCAGAGCGCUGCUUCGUGCUGCGGGACCUGAAUUCAGCGCACGGAACCUACGUCAACAACUGUCAUAUCCACAACGCGGCCGUACGCCUGUCCCCGGGAGACGAGCUGCACUUCGGCUAUGGGGGGCCCGCUUUCCAGCUGUGUGUGGACUCUACCCUUCAGUCUUGUCCCCCAGUGCAGAAGCGCAUUGCCUGGCACGCACCCAUGCAGGUGCCCCCGUCAGUGGGCACCCCCUCCCAAUUUCCACUACUGCAGAGACAAGCCCGGGCCAGCAAAACACAAGGGGGGGCUACCACAGCCCCUCGCCCCCCUAGCAGGGUACGGCCGGCCAGUGCUGGUGUUAGGAGGGUGGGGCUCUGCCAGUCCAUGGACCACAGGGCCUCCUCUCUCAGGCCAGGAAGCCAUCCCUCAGUCUCAGAUAGCGGGGAUCUUGCGGGGAACACAGAGACUCUGCCGAACACGCAGGUGCUACAGAAUAUUCUGCAGGAGAAGCAGGAGGAGAGGCUGCUGCGGCUGGGGGACGAGGUGGACCGCCUGGCGGCGUUCGAGGCCGAGUCACAGCGGAAGGACACCGUAAUCGCCGGCCUGAGGGACGAGGUGUUUGCACUCCAGCGCCAGCUGUUGUGGGCGGACCCUGAGAUAAACACCAGGCUGAAGGGCCUGGAGAAGGACAUCAGUGACAAGAAGGUCCAGAUAGAGCAGCUGAAGGGACAGAUGGAGGAGCUGCAGAAAGGCUCCAGUGACGUGUUCAAGCAGUCACUGGCUGAGCGGGACAUGAAGAUCAGCAGCCAGAGAGGGCAGCUGGAGAAACUGAAGAGAGACAGCAACAUGUCUUCAGGGCUGGUGACCAGGCUGCAGAAGGAUCUGUCAGCAAGGGAGAAAGAGGGACUUUCGCUGGCCUCUGAGGUGGACAGACUGCAACAAGCAAUCCGGCAGAAGGACGGACAGCUGGGGUCUGUGUCCAGCAAGAACAUGAAGCAACAGGGUGAGUUGCUCGCACGGGAAAAGGAGGUGGCUCUUUUGCACAAGAGAGUUGAAGAUCUGGAGCAUAAGCGGGCAGAGCUGCAAAUCGCGCUAGUGCAGAAGGACAUGGAGUGGGACUCCUUGAAGGGAGUCCUGGACAAGGAGCGGCAGGAGCAGGCCUCCCUGCAAGCAGAGCUUGAGGAGAGCCGGAGGCAGGAGCAAAGGGCCCUCAUGGAGCUCCAGCAGGAGCAGACUCGGCUAGAGAGGCUCCGCUGCCAAAUCAUCCAGGCUACCUGUUCCAGCCCUGGAGCAUCAUCUCCACAAGACACUGUGUCUGACCAGCAGAUAACAGAACAGAUAUCAGAACUUAUUAAGGAGGGAGAAGGUCUGAGGACCAGGGUAAGGGAGCUGGAGGAGCAGCUGAAGACAGCACAUGAAGAGCAGGACGGGCGGUCCAAGGAGGCGGAGGUGCUGAGGAGCACCGUGGAGGAGGUGCAGACACGCCUGCAGAAGGCGCCCUCAGCUCCCGCCCUGCAGGAGGCGAUAGCGGCCCUGCAGGGGCAGCACGUCCCCCCCGGCCUGGCCUGGGUGCACGACGCCACCCUCUCAAUGCUGGGCUGCCAGCUCAGGCAGAUGCAGAACACAACGCAGGCCCUGCUGCAAGCGGGGAUAGAGGUGUCGGACUACGCGGAAGGGAUCCCCGGAGGGAUUGGGGUCCUGGGCCAGCGGAUACAGGCGUGUGAAGAUGAGGUCAGAGCCCGGCAGGCAGAGCUGCAGGCAUGUCUGAAGGCCCAUGCCCAGGGCAGGGAGGAGCAAGCCAGGGAGGCGGAGGAGCGAAUGCGUGCCCUCCGGGAGGAGCUGGAGCAGCAGGGCCAGCAGCUGCUGCAGGAUGCGGUGAGGACAGAGAGAGACAGAGUGACGCAGUCGCUGUCUGCGCAGCUCGGCCACCUGCAGGAACUGCAAAGUCAGAAUGUAGAGCUCACGCAGGCAAUGGAGACCCAACAGAAGGAGGAAGCUGCACUCAGGCAUCAGCUAGAUGGACUGAGAGUUGAGCUGGAGUCACUUGGGAGAGCUGAGGCUGCUCUGAAGGAGCAGGACCGGAUCCGGGAGGCGGAGCUGGAGGCAGCAAUAGCUGAGGCAGAGCACAAAGGGGCGGAGCUGGAGAGGAGGCACUGGCAGGGCCAGGAGGAAGAAUACAGGGAACAAGUGCGACAGCAUGCACACACUAUCGUGGCCAUGGAGCAGCAGCUGGAGGAUGUGGAGAAGGAGAGGGACACCCUGAGGGGGCAGCUGAAAGCUGCAGAGGCGGAACUCGGAGACCUUAAGGCUGUGGGACAGAAGAACCCUGAGGUGCUGGCGCUGGAAGAGAACCUCGCAGUGGUCAGGGAGGCGCUGUCUGAGGCGAGGGAGGAGGUGGGGUCCCAGGGUGAUGUCAUCGCCGCUCUCAGCCGUGAGCUGGCCAUCGCCAGUGCAAGGAUGUCUGACAUGACGGGUGCGGAGAGCUGCAGUCAGAAUUGCACACUGCAUUCUUGCCACAGUAGGCCCUGUUUUCACUUGUUGCCAUGGCUGCACUAUGGGGGUGCCUUUUUUCACGGAGAGUUGAGCGAGCAGCAAAAGGUGGAGCUGGAGCAGCACAGGACCAUGGUGGUCGACCAGAGGGUCCAACUGAGCAUGCUCACACAGAAACUGAGCCAGAUGUCACAGCUGGUGGAGCGGAAGGGGGAGGAGCUUCAGAAAGUGAGGGAGGAACUCAGACAAUGUCAGGAGGACCUGCGGGUGCAUGUCAGCACUGAGAAGGGGCUGGACACACAACCUGAACAAGGCAACAGGCCUGCAGAGGUCAGGAUCUGGCGACAGGAGGAGGGCCCAGUGGAAUCCAGAGUGUCGCACCCAGAGCUCUGUGUCCAGCAGGUGGCGCCGAUGAGACAGGCACCGAAUGAAUGGAGAACCCAGUUGGCCAAUGAGGGGAAUGUAACUGGCACCUGUGAGGACUUCAGCCUGGUCGCCUUUGUGCAGAGCCAGGAGUGCGUGGAGCAGACAGCCAGGCUGGACUUAUGCGACACUCUGGACCUCAGCGAAAGAACAUACCUGGACCUGGUGCGGGCCUUGAGUGAAGCGCUGGAGAUGGAAGAAGCGCGGCUGUCGGGAAGCUCGUCCCUGAAGUUUCUGCCCCGAGCCGAGAGGGAGAAGCUGGGUUCCUGCAGGCAGAGGGACCUAGAUCUGCUGAGUGCGCAGGCAAGACGCAAGGAGGAGCAGAUACAGGAGUAUCAGCGGGAGCAGGAAGCCUGGAGGCAGAGCCAGGCUGCGGCUCAGCGCCUCCAGGGCCGGUUGGACAGUCUGAGGGAGGAGCUGCAGGCAGAGAGGCAAGAAAGCUCCCUGCUACGUGAGGCCCUGCGUCGCACCCAGGACCGGCUGGCGCAGGAACUGAGCCUCAACAAGGCCAUCAAAGAGCGCAAAGGCGUGGCCUCAGAGCGGCUGACACCGAGGAGCGGGUGGGUGGUCUCUCACAGUUGCAUCCAGGAUGGAUUUCGUGAUAAGGCUCCUUCUGGGAAACCCAGCCUGCAUAGGAGGCUGAAGAAGAAGGAGUAUGAGGUGGAGGUCCUGAAGGGGCAGCUGAAGAACCGAGAGAGGGAGCAGAAGCGUUGGACGGCGACGCCCACAGAGCCCAGACCUGAUGUGGAGCCUGCCUAUUCUCCUGCGGCAUCCCCUACGGCAUCCCCUGCGACACCCCCUGCGGGACCCCCUGCUCGAACCUCCAGCCCGGCGAUGAGAGCCUCCUCUCCAGUGGAGAUGGCUGAACGAGAGCCGCAACGGUGCCAGUGAAAAAGAGCUGAAGAUGAUGCUUCUUGGACCUGAGAAUGAAAAGUGGGUUUUCCGUCACAGCAGCACCUCCCGCCUCCUCUCCACCCUCCCCCCAGUCUCUCUCUCCCCACUGCAGUCGUCUGACGGCGUCGGAGGCUCUAGUUCCCCUGGAUGCAUCAUCGCAGGUCUGCUGCGGCGGAGCUGACUCAUUCGUCAGGCCCGGCUUCUGCUGCUUUUGGGUGUAGCAGCAUGUCAUGAUGACGAGCUGCACACGCAGUCACUCCCAGCAGGUGCUGCCUGCAGCGGUAGCUGAUUUUAACCAAAGCCUUCUGGCAGGUGCAGGCUAAAGCAUUAGCUUUCAUUUACCAUUAGCUGCUGAUAUCAUAUAACUAGAAUGUGGAGCUAAAAUAUAGCAUUUGUAAAAUGCUAAUUUCCCAAGGUCAAAGCUAGUGAAAUACAUAUGUAUAAUUGUAGAAAUUUGCAUGGAUAUGCAGACAGUGGACCAGUAAAAUGUAUAAUACAAAAAAUCUGUUGAAAAUAUUCAAAAAGGAAUGGGACUAAAUGUGAUUUUUCACUGCUUUUGCCAGCGGGUUAUUUUAUGGAGAAUAAGCAGCCGGUUCAAUCUGCAGGAUUUGUGUUCUCGAGGCUGUUGGUUCAGAUCCCAAGAGUAAAUGCACUGUAGGCACCCAGGGAUGGUCAGUCAAACUGGUCAGUCUCGUAGGCAGCACUGGUUCCACUUGCAUGUUGGACACAUCAUCCAGGACAAAAUGAAACUGGCUGAACAGGGAUAUAAAGUCGGCCCGGGCCUUGCGGUCCCCCAUGAUAAUCUGGGCUGUCCCCGCAAUGAACUUUCCUGAGGGAUCAAUUUUGCUGGCCCACAUGACCAUUGGCCCACUGGGAAAAUGCCCAGUAUGCCAGAUGGACAGUCCAGCCCUGGUGGACGCUAAGUACUUGUAGCUGUCUUUUGAGUAUGUCAUGUGUAUUAAACCUACUGAGUUAGUUACACAGAUGAGAAACACCCUUAUUAUGCUAUUCUUUUUCAAAAAAAUUUAAUAAAAUGCAAUGAGGAAUUUCUUCAGUAAUUAAAACAACAUACAUUUUUUACAGGAACACAUUGUUAGCAAAUUGUUGGCACUGUGUUAAAUGGGCUUUGGUGAAAACUACAGGAUCAUUCUGUUCUCCUAGUUAGGGUUAAGGUUAGGGUUAGUUAGGGUUAGGGUUAGGGUUAGUUAGGAUUAGUUAUCAUUUGACCUUAAUCAUCUGUGUGUAGCUAUCCAGUGUCUGCUGACUUAGGUAUCAAAAGCAUCUGAACAAAUUGUUGCCUUUAGUUCUUCAGAACAACUACAGCAUCACAGUGUAUAAAAUACGUUUUCAUCACCCUUGCUUCACAAAUGCAUGAUUAUGUAAUGAUGCAUAAUCAAUUACUCUGGUACUCACGUUUAAUUAUCAUGGACAAUUAAACGAUGUCUGGUCUAAUAAAUGCUGUGACUGUAUUUAUGAUUUUGCAAUUCUA
Molecule: messenger RNA, 5583 nt
Organism: Paramormyrops kingsleyae
Lineage: Eukaryota; Metazoa; Chordata; Actinopteri; Osteoglossiformes; Mormyridae
Product: forkhead-associated (FHA) phosphopeptide binding domain 1
Molecular function (GO): protein binding
Source: RefSeq, a predicted model, not a curated record